Molecule: messenger RNA, 1973 nt
Organism: Lolium perenne
Lineage: Eukaryota; Viridiplantae; Streptophyta; Magnoliopsida; Poales; Poaceae
Source: RefSeq, a predicted model, not a curated record
GAUCGCUCAUGGCGGCGGCGGCAGCAGUGGCGGCGUGCCGCAGGGCGGCCUCCUACACCCUCCUCGGCCCACCGCCGGACAGCCUCCGGGCGGCUGCGGCCGCGGCUUCUGCGCCCACCACGGGCAACCAGUUCGUGGACCUGCUCGACGCCGGCUUCAACACGCCGCCGCCGAAGCCCCCGACGCCCCCGAGGAAGACUCGAACGGAGAACAACUCCCCGACGUUCGCCACCUCGGGCGACCCCUGUCUGGACUUCUUCUUCCACGUUGUCCCUGGCACGCCGCCGUCCUCCGUCACAUCCCUCCUCGCCGACGCCUGGGCCAAAGAGCCGACCACCGCGCUCCGCCUCGCCUGCAACCUCCGCGGCGUGCGCGGCACCGGCAAGUCCGACCAAGAGGGGUUCUACGCCGCCGCACUCUGGAUGCACGAGUCCCACCCGGCCACGCUGGCCCUCAACGCGCGACCUGUCGCCGAGUUCGGUUACCUCAAGGACCUCCCCGAGCUCCUCCACCGCAUCAUCCACGGCGGCGUCUCCACCAGGACCCCUGGGAAGCAGGCCGGCGGCAAGAAAGGAGGAGGGAUCGUCGACCGCGGCUGCUACGACGACCGCCCAUCUCGUGGUUCGCCGCGCCGCUGGAAUAAGGUGCAUCACUCCGCGGACACGACGGAGGCGCGCGUUGCUGCCAGCAAUAAGCGCGACCAGGAGAUCUCGGCCCAGGCCGCCGUCGAGCGCCACAAGAAGCGCGCUGAUGCCGCGGCCAAAGCCGUCGAGAGGUACGCCCAGGACCCCAACUACCGCCUCUUGCACGACAUGACCGCGGAUCUGUUCGCUGACCUCCUCUCCGAGGACAUGAAGAAGCUGGCGGAAGGCAACCUCAAGGAUCUCUCGCUCGCCGGGAAGUGGUGCCCGUCGGUCGACACCUCCUGCUACGACCGGUCAUUGCUCCUCUGCGAGGCCAUCGCGCGCCGUCUCUUCCCCAAGGGCUCGAUGCCCCAGAUCCCGGCCGACUUAGCCGACGCGCACUACGCCUACCGCGCGCGCGAACUCCUCCGCAAGGAGGCGUACGUGCCGCUGCGCCAUGCCCUCAACCUCCCCGAGAUCUUUAUGUCGGCCCGCGAAUGGGGGAAAGUGGUGUACACUCGCGUGGCCUCCGUCGCUAUGAAGAACUACAAGGAUAUCUUCCUCGAGCGCGACGAAGAGCGCUUCAACAAGUAUCUCGCCGACGUCAAGUCUGGCAAGGUGAAGAUCGCGUCGGGCGCCCUGUUGCCGCACCAGAUCCUGGCCUCCGCGGACGACAACGAUGAAGUCGCUGACCUGCAGUGGAAGCGCAUGGUGGAUGAUCUGCUGGCGCUCGGCAAGCUCAACAACUGCCUCGCCGUGUGCGACGUGUCGGGCAGCAUGGACGGAGUCCCUAUGGAUGUCUGCGUCUCCCUCGGGCUCCUCCUCUCCGAGCUCUGCGACGAGCCGUGGCGCCACCGCGUCAUCACCUUCAGCUCGCGGCCACAGCUGCAUCUUAUCAAGGGGGAGAAACUCUCUGAGAAGGCCAAGUUCAUCCGCGACAUGGAUUGGAACAUGAACACCGACUUGCAGGCGGUGUUCGACCAGCUCCUCCGCGUGGCGGUCGCCGGCAAGCUGCCCCCGGAGCGCAUGGUGAGCAAGGUGUUCGUGUUCAGCGACAUGGAGUUCGACGUGGCUUCCUCGAGGCCGUGGGAGACGGACUACGAGGCCAUCACCAGGAAGUAUUCCGAGGCCGGGUACGCAGACGCGGUGCCGCAGAUUGUCUUCUGGAACCUGCGGGACUCGGACUCGGUGCCGGUCAUGUCAGAGCAGAAGGGGGUGGCGCUGGUCAGCGGCUUCUCCAAGAACAUGCUCAAGCUCUUCCUCGGUGGCGAGGACAUCCCUUUGCCCAGGGCCGUAAUGGAGAAGGCCAUCUCCGGUGGGGAGUAUGAGAAGCUCGUCGUGUACGACUGA